This is a messenger RNA of Ostertagia ostertagi, 1104 nucleotides long. NCBI's taxonomy places the organism in Eukaryota, Metazoa, Nematoda, Chromadorea, Rhabditida, Trichostrongylidae. The record is from the annotation of a GenBank genome assembly.
AUGAAGCGUAAAGAGCAAAAUAUACAAUAUCGGCUUCAGCAGCCUCGUUUGGGCUGCGCCAUGCAUUCGACAACGUUCUACUACUAUCAAACGGAUGUGGACGAGACUCACGCAGUGGAAUGGCGUCGAACUCAAGGGGAAUGUCGAUGUGAAACGACGACGAUGCCGGCGAUAAGCCUCAACUGCUAUCCUCGUGCCAUCAUUGCCGACGCCACCAACGCCACUGCUGAUUCAUUGCAAUGUGGCGAAUGCUUUUCGUGCAUUUCUACACCAAUGGCAUCUGGUGAACGAAAAGCAGAGAUGGCCUUUGCACUCAGCUCGGAUCACACGGCUAUGAACAAACUUCUGGUUCUGAUCGCAUCCGUACACAAGCACUACCCGUACACAAAAAUCCUCGUCUACGACACUGACGUUGGUGAUGAGUUGCUUCAGAAAAAGCUGGUCAGUGUUCGGAACGUCGAAGUGCAUCCUGUUGACACUGCUACAAGAUUCCUUUCUGAUGAUGCAGACAAAUCGCAAUUUAACGUUCUCUUCAUGUGGCAGAAAUCAGUGAGCCAAAAAAUACACACCAUAAUUGUACUUUUCAUCAAGGAUGCACUAAGUCGAUACAAAACGGUGCUGUGGCUGAACGAUGACCUGGAAUUCCUAUCAAGAAAUCUGGACGAUGUUCUGAAUAAAACGACCUCACCUAUAACGGCUAUUGGUCGCGAGUACACGUCGGAUAUCAGAAAACAUGCAUUCAUUCCCUACUUUCCCGGCAUAUUCACAAAGCGCAACUACACGUUACUUCUGUUGCGAAGAGGAGCCGGAAAAGCACUUCAAUGGAUCGUCAAAUGUGCCGCUGAGCCGUCAAGACGCUGCUGGGAUUGUCGUGACGCUUACGAGAAGGCUGUCGAUUGUAUGCCGAGUCUUCUAGCUCGUUUGUCGCUCGACACACGACUAGAAUAUCUUCCAAUGCCGACCAACUCUGUGCAGCAUCAGCGCUGGGAGCCGACUACCUGCGACGCACGUUGUGUCGUCUACACGUUUCUGGCAGUCACUCUGUUCAUACUCAUUGCCAUAGCUCUUGUUUUGAUUAUGUUUAGCAAAGCUACCAAUAAGUCA